CACUGCUCUCUGACUUCUUUCCUCCUCACAGUUCUUUUCCUCCUUCAUUUGUGCACUGAGCGUGAACAUGGACACACACUUCUACACACUCCUCUUACUACUGCUACACUUCUUCACAUACAGUGGGUUCCUGAUCAGACACACGAGUAAAGGUGUGUGUGUGACAGUUCAGGGUGGAGUGCUUGUGGUUUUGAGGAAAUGUGAGGUGAGGAACCCGUCUCAGGACUGGAGCUGGACCCCAGACAGAAAGCUGAAGCUCACUCACUCUGCAGUAUGUUUAUGGGUGAACCUGAAGGAAGGUGUACCCUAUCAUGCACGCUUGGUGAAGUCACGCCCCUGUAACUCCGCCCCUUCAUGGAAGUGUUAUGAUGAGUUUGGGAUCUUUGGGUUGGAGAUGUUGCCACUGUACCUGCAGAAACAGGGGGAGAGAGCCGUGGUCAGGUCCGAACCCAAACACUCCAACUGGACCCAGUACACAGAGCAGCAAGUGGAGCCGAAACACCUGUGUUCAAAUCCAGGUCCUUCAACAACUGAUAAAAACACAGGAACGAUAACAACUGUGAAGAUCCCUGUUACAUCGCACAUUACAGUUAGGUCCAGAGCCAAAAGGACCGGGACAACUGUUUUCCUGCAGAACUUCAGCUGGAGCUCAGAGUUUACACAUCAUCCCACUGGAACCCACAACAUGGAGAAAUCACUUCCUGCAACAGAUGACAUGACACACUACAGAUUUCCAAUUACACCAAACACCCCAUUUAACUCCUCUAACACCUCCUCCAACUCAUCUAGCUUCUCCUCUAACUCCUCCUCUAACCUCUCUUCUAAUUCCUCCUCUUCUGCAUCUGUUUUCCCAACACCAAAACUUGACCUUUUAGCCCAAAUUAUUACAGAAGCUGAGACUCAGACUGACAUCAAACCUGUAAAACACACAACAACAUGGUCACACAACACACCAAGCCUAAUGAGGGCAACUAUAACUGCCUCCAGAGUGGCCACAGAUUCCGAUACAGAGACUGAAACACUAAGAGAAACCACAUCUACUGCAGCUCAUCUAACCAAACUCACAGCUGCAGCUACUACAACAACCAUGAUUUCCAAAACUGUAUUCCAAUCUGCUACUAGAUUUACUGCUGCUCCUGUGAUGAGAGCAGAUCCAACCACAACUGGACUUGUAUCUAAAUCUAUUAGGAAAAAUAAUCCUAAAAUAUUACACACAUUAAGGCCUGUAACUACGCCAUUUAGAGCAACUGCAACAUCCUCGGUGAAUACAGCAAGUCCAACUAUAACUAACCCUGUAACUUCAACUUACUCUACAACUACAUCUAACAGAGCGACUACACCUGUAACCAAAACUCCCAGAUCCACCACAAUUACCCCUAAUGUUAAAGCAAAAAACAUAACUACAUCUACCCCUGACAUUUCUUCAGAUCUGCCAAUAACACUAUAUACAAUUGAGUCAAUAUCAACAUUUACUGAGGCAACUACAGAUGCUCCUACAACUACAGACACUGAGGCAACUACAAGUGCCCCUAUAACUACAGCCACUAAGGCAAUUACAACUGCCCCUAUAACUACAGCUACUAAGGCAAUUACAACUGCCCCUGUAACUACAGACACUGAGGCAACUACAACUGCCCCUAUAACUACAGACACUGAGGCAACUACAAGUGCCCCUAUAACUAGAGACACUGAGGCAACUACAAGUGCCCCUAUAACUACAGCCACUAAGGCAAUUACAGCUGCCCCUAUAACUACAGCCACUGAGGCAACUACAAGUGCCCCUGUAACUACAGACACUGAGGCAACUACAACUGCCCCUAUAACUACAGACACUGAGGCGACUACAAGUGCCCCUAUAAUUACAGCCACUAAGGCAAUUACAACUGCCCCUAUAACUAAAGCCACUAAUGCAAUUACAACUGCCCCUAUAACUACAGACACUGAGGCGACAACAAGUGCCCCUAUAAUUACAGCCACUAAGGCAUUUACAACUGCCCCUAUAACUAAAGCCACUAAUGCAAUUACAACUGCCCCUAUAACUACAGCUACUAAGGCAAUUACAACUGCCCCUGUAACUACAGACACUGAGCCAAUUACAACUGCCCCUGUAACUACAGACACUGAGGCAACUACAAAUGCCCCUUUAACUACAGACACUGAGGCAACUACAACUGCCCCUAUAACUACAGCCACUAAGGCAAUUACAACUGCCCCUAUAACUACAGCCACUAAGGCAAUUACAACUGACCCUAUAACUACAGACACUGAGGCAAUUACAACUGCCCCUAUAACUACAGACACUAAGGCAAUUACAACUGCCCCUAUAACUACAGACACUAAGGCAAUUACAACUGCCCCUGUAACUACAGCCACUAAGGCAAUUACAACUGCCCCUAUAACUACAGACACUGAGGCAACUACAACUGCCCCUAUAACUCCAGCUACGGAGGCAAAUGCAACUGCCCCUAUAACUACAGCUACUGAGGCAACUGCAACUGCCCCUAUAACUACAGCCACUGAGGCAACUUCAACUGCCCCUUCAACUACAGCCACUAAGGCAACUACAGCUGCCCCUAUAACUACAGCCACUGAGGCAACUUCAACUGCCCCCAUAACUACAGCCACUAAGGCAACUACAACUGACCCUACGACUACAGCCACUGAGGCAACUACAACUGCCCCCAUAACUACAGCCACUAAGGCAACUGCAACUGCCCCUAUAACUACAGCCACUGAGGCAACUUCAAGUGCCCCUACAACUACAGCCACUAAGGCAACUACAGCUGCCCCUAUAACUACAGCCACUGAGGCAACUACAACUGCCCAUAUAACUACAGCUAUUAAUCCAGCUACAUCUGUUUUAAUAAUUACAGCUACUAAAGCAACUACACCCAUCCAUUUAACUAAACCUACUAAGGGAACUACAUCUACAGCAACAAAGAGCAGAAUGGCAACAACAAAAGCAAUUCUUACUACUGAUUUUCUUAGUACUGAACCCCCAACAACAACUAUUUCAACUACCCCUGUGAUCUCCACUACAUUAACCACCGCCACCCCCCUUCAGCUCGAAACCACAAAGGAAGCAGUCAGGUGUGUGGUGAACCAAACUGAAGCCAUCAUGAGCACAUUCUCAGCUGUGAUUAAAUUCAAAUCAGCAGGACAGUUCUGUGGUUUUACUCUGAUCAACUGUGUGACUGGAUCUCAGUUAACCAACUGCUCUCAGAUCCAAACCCACAGCAACACAUAUAACUGUAAGCUCUCAGCUCUGAACCCUGGCACUGUUUACCAUUUUGGAAUAAUUUCCCAAUCUGAUGGAGAGCAUUUCAACAUUUCACUUCAGACUGCUCCAUUAGCAGUAAGUCAAAUGAACAUUUCCGCCUCCUCCACUAGCAUCAAGGUUUCCUGGCAGCCAGGACCUGGGCGCAGAGAGGCAUUCUGGGUAACUCUGACUCAUGAAGAUGUACUAAUCCAGAACCUGAUGUUUAGUAGCAAUGUGACAUCAUGCACUCUGCAUGGCCUCAGUCCAGGAACACUGUAUACAGUCACUGUGGUAACACAAGCAGCUGGAAAAAACCAAAAUGCAACAAAAGCCAUUCGGACAGUUCCUGCUCCGGUAACUGAGCUACAAGUGAAGAAUGGUGGCAGUGUGGACUCAUUAAACACCUCCUGGUUUCCUGCAAAAGGAGAAGUGGAUGAAUACCUAAUCUCUUUAACUUCAUUUUCAUCCUCCACUGAACAGGAAGCUGUGCUCCUCCCCAACAUGUCCUAUUGGCUCUUCAGGGGUCUGAUUCCUGGGCAAGCCUAUCAGGUGUCUGUGAGGACUAAGAGUGGGGAACUCACCAAUGAGGCUCAAGCUGCAGGGAGAACAGUUCCUGCCCCGGUAACUGAGCUACGAGUGGAGAAUGGUGGCAGUGUGGACUCAUUAAACACCUUCUGGACUCCUGCAAAAGGAGAAGUGGAUGAAUACCUAAUAUCUUUAAUGUCCCCUUCAUCCUCUACUGAACAGGAAGCUGUGCUCCUCCCCAACAUGUCCUAUUGGCUCUUCAGGGGUCUGAUUCCUGGGCAAGCCUAUCAGGUGUCAGUGAGGACUAAGAGUGGGGAACUCACCAAUGAGGCUCAAGCUGCAGGGAGAACAGUUCCUGCAAGGCCGAUGUGGUGUACUUUAAAGCCUUUGGGUGACCCUGUCUCUCUGAGGCUGUGCUGGUCCCCUGUUGAAGGACAGAGGGAUUAUUACAAAGUGCAGCUGUCUAAUGCCUCAUUUGUGCUAGAGAACAAUAAAGUAGACAAAUCAGCAAAAGAGUUUCAGUUCACCAGCAGAACUCUUCUCCCUGGCAGUUUGUACAGUGCAAAGAUCACGGUGUUUAGCGGUCCUCUCACCAACACACAAUCCUGCCAAGCAAGACUUGUUCCAGCCAGUGUCACACAUCUGACAGUCCAUAAUGAGGGUACCACUGAUUCUUUGCAUGUGAGCUGGAAUAAAGCUGAAGGAGAUGUUGAUUUUUACCGCUUGCUGCUUAUCCAGAACAGCAUUGUGAUUAGAAAUGAAAGCGUGACAUCACAGCAGAUAUCACAUACGUUUCACAUGCUGAAGAGUGGAAGCCCCUACAGGGUGGUCAUGAUCAGUAUGAAGAAUGGUGUGUCCUCUAAACAGAGGGUAUCUGAGGGGUGCACAGUGCCUGCAGCAGUGGGUGGAGUCUCGGUCAGUAAUAAUGGUCGGCCGGAUUUCCUCAGUGUGUGGUGGAGACCAGCGCAAGGGGAAGUGGAGAAGUACACUGUCACACUCAGUCACCAUGGCAACAUAAUACACACACAUACUGUGCCCAAGUCCAGCUCUGAGUGUGUGUUCAACUCUCUGGUGUCUGGCCGCUUGUACAACAUUAGUGUCAGCACACACAGUGGUGUGUAUACCAACUCCACAGUGGUGCAGGAGAGAACACAGCCAUCUCCUGUACUGACGCCAUGUGUUACACAUAUGGCGCGUGAUGACUCUUUGAAGGUGUACUGGCGACGUCCUGCUGGAGAUUUUGACUUUUACCAGAUUAUUAUUAAACACAAUAACAUGAUUCACCACAACAGUACGGUCCCACAGUCCCAGGAGAUGUGUGUGUUCAACGACCUCGUCCCAGGACGACUCUAUACUGUCAUUAUCAACACUUUGAGUGGCAAGUAUGAGGCCAGUGUGUCCACUCAUGGGAGAACACUUCCUGGUGGUGUGCGUAACCUGAAAUUGUUGUCUCAGGGGACACAGGAACUGAGUGUGGUGUGGACAUCAGCUGUAGGAGAUGUGGAUCACUAUGAGGUUCAGAUUGUGUUUAAUGAUAUGAAAGUGUUUCACCCAGUCACUCUGAGCAGCAGUACAACUCAGCAUGUCCUCUCACUGCUUACGCCUGGACGCCUUUAUAAGAUCAUUGUGUCUUCCUUCAGUGGUCCUAAUCUCAGCACACGCUUCAUUGAAGGAAGGACAGUUCCGAGUAAAGUGAACAACAUCCAUGUCAGCAAUGCAGAGGAGACCUCAGGCCUGCAUGUGAGCUGGACCCCAUCUCAGGGUGAUGUAGACAGUUAUUGUGUGUUUCUGAUUGGUCCAGAUGGAGUCAUGGAGAAACGCCCCACCCCUAAACACAUAAAUUACAUCACCUUUAGCUCAUUACAGCCUGGAGAAAAAUACAGCAUCCUAGUGCAGUCUAUUAGCGGGAGUCUACAGAACAACAAUACUGUUACAGCACGUACAGUGCCAUCCCCGGUGGCUUUAGUGCAGGUGGACAGUGGUGUGAGUCUGAACAGUGUGAGUGUGAGAUGGUCUGCAGGAAGAGGUGUAUGUGAUGGGUUCAGUGUAUUGCUGAAGGAUGACAUAGGGUCAGUGUUGAGGAACAUCACACUUUCACCUGUCUCACUGCAGCAUGAGUUCACACAGCUCACACCAGGCAGGAAAUACAGUAUCCUCAUACACACGCUGAGCGGUGGGAUACAGAGCAGAGUGACUGUUACACACACACGCACACUCCCGGCACCGGUCACUGAUCUGUGUGUCCUGAGCAGCUCAUCCUCAGCACUGUCUCUCGGCUGGUCUCGGGCCGUGGGGGAUUUGGACAGUGUUGUGGUUGACCUGCACACAGGUGAUGGCUUCCAACAGCAGUGCAGUGGAGGAGCAAACAUGAUGAGCUGCUCGUUCUCUCACCUCAGACCUGGAACUCAGUACAGAGCCACAGUUCUAACUAAAAGUGCAGAACUCAGCAACAAAAACUCCAUCCACGUCCGCACAGUGCCGGCAACUGUGUCGUCAGUGUGUGUGGAGAGCAGGAACAGGACAGACACGUUGUAUGUGAGCUGGAAACCUGCUAUAGGUGAAGUGAGUGGAUACACAGUCACUCUGUAUGACUUAAAUCAAUCCCAGCAUGUCGUGCGACAUCUGACCUCUGACAUCACCCAGCUGGAGUUCAGUCACCUGGUACCUGGACGUCUCUAUAUCACCAACAUCACCACACACAGCGCUAACCUUUCCAACAUGGCUACCGGCAUGGCCAGAACUGUUCCUAAGCCUCCAUCAUCGAUCUCUUACGAGGAACUCGGGAACUCAUCAGUGCAUCUGAAGUGGGCGGGGCCAGAUGGAGGAGAUUAUGAUGACUUUGAGCUUCAGUGGUAUCCAAAUGACGUUUUGUCUGUUAUUAAUGAGGACCAAAUCACAGUGUCACACACACGCCUACUGACGGGUCUGUACCCGGGACGCCAAUACACACUCCGUCUCCGCACCGUCAGCAGCACAAGAGGAAACGCAACCUACAGCCAGCAAGUCUACACACAAAUCAGCACCAAGCCUCUGCAGGUCUCAGGUCUGCACUGUCGGCCGUUGAACUCCUCAGUUGUGGUGUGUAGUUGAGCCCCGCAGGCGGAGUUUGAUGGUUACAGGGUGCAGUGUUUUCGUCAGGACUCGGGUGUUUUGGUGGAGUCAAGACCAAUGCAGCGCAGCUCUACACUUUACUAUAUCACACACCUCGAAGCUCACAAACGCUACAGAGUCUCCAUCACCGUCAGCUCACACAACAUGAGCAGUGAAGCAGCCGAGCAUAUCACCAGCACCAUGAUUGACCGUCCCCCUAUGCCACCACCGUCUGUCCGGGUCAGUAAAAACUCUGUCCACAUUACAAAAUCCUCCAUCUCCUUCAGUUUUAACUGCAGUUGGUUUAGUGACGUGAACGGAGCCGUGCAGUUCUUCAGCAUCAUCGUAAUUGAGUCUGACAAGAGUGAAGAUGGUCAGCCUGAGCAGCGCCACCCUCUGCCCUCAUACAGGAAUUACAUGAACAGCACUGGUGUGAAGGAGUAUCAGACAGGAUAUUUCCCCAGUAACUGUGAGGACGGACUUGGACACUCCACACACACCUUCAACAUCACACUAGGCUCUGGCAUGGACACACUCGGGGGAAAGUGUGAACAUACACACACACUCAGCACAGACACACACCACAAUGUGUUCUGUGACGGCCCUCUGAAACCCAACACUGCCUACAGGCUAAGUGUGCGAGCGUUCACAAAGCUGGUUUCAUCUCCUCUCUAUAGAGAUACUUUCCUCUCUCUGCCUUUAGUCACGGACAUGGAGUCUGUAGGGGGUGUGAUUGAAGGAGUAAGUGCUGGACUCUUCCUCAUCAUUUCAGUGGUUGGGAUCAUCAUCCUCCUCAUCUGCAGACACAAAACUCACAAAGUUGUACAGGAGCCUUUGGUGCGGAUGAAUGUAAGAAGAGAACGAACAACAUCAGUCUCAAAAAUCAGAGGGAAUCGAGGAAUCUCCAGUCCGAUUAACAUCUUAAACUUUGAGCUUCAUCUCUCUAAACUGCAGGCCGACUCCAACUACCUGCUGUCUCAGGAAUAUGAGGAUCUGAAGGAAGUGGGUCGGAACCAGUCUCUGGACACAGCGUUACUGCCAGAAAACCGAGGAAAAAACCGCUACAACAACAUUCUACCAUAUGAUUCGACUCGAGUGAAACUCUCCUGUGUGGAUGAUGAUCCCAGUUCAGAUUACAUUAACGCCAGCUACAUUCCUGGAAAUAAUUUCAGGCGUGAGUACAUCGCCACACAGGGGCCACUUCCUGGAACUAAAGAUGAUUUCUGGAAGAUGGUGUGGGAGCAGAACGUUCACAACAUCAUAAUGGUGACACAGUGUGUGGAGAAAGGACGGGUGAAAUGUGAUCACUACUGGCCAUUUGAUCAGGACCCACUGUAUUAUGGAGAUCUGAUUGUGCGAAUGCAGUCUGAGUCGGUUCUGCCAGAGUGGACCAUCCGAGAGUUCAAGAUCUGCAGUGAGGAUCAGGUGAAUUACUCGAGAACGGUGCGUCAGUUCCACUACACUGUGUGGCCUGAUCAUGGAGUUCCUGAAAGCACUCAGUCUUUGGUGCAGUUUGUUCGCACUGUGAGGGAUUACAUUGACAGAACUCCAGGUUCUGGACCUUCUGUAAUCCACUGCAGUGCUGGAGUCGGCCGUUCUGGAACCUUUAUAGUUCUGGACCGGGUUCUGCAGCAGCUAAACACAAAAGACACUGUGGAUAUUUAUAGUGCUGUGUUUGACCUGAGGCUUCAUCGUUCACACAUGGUGCAAACUGAGAGUCAGUACACCUACCUGCACUUAUGUGUACGUGAUGUUCUUCGUGCCAGAAUGUUGCGCAGUGAGCAGGAGAACCUGCUGUGUCCUGUCUAUGAGAAUGUGGCUUUGGAGAACCACUGGGAUAGAGUGCACAUGCACCAUUAUAACUGGACCAGAUGAAGACUUCACUAAUAAAAACAUUAAAUUUA
Silurus meridionalis is the source of this 8778-nucleotide messenger RNA. RefSeq names its product receptor-type tyrosine-protein phosphatase beta-like. The record is from RefSeq and is a predicted model, not a curated record. NCBI's taxonomy places the organism in Eukaryota, Metazoa, Chordata, Actinopteri, Siluriformes, Siluridae. Gene Ontology annotation, biological process: angiogenesis; protein dephosphorylation. Gene Ontology annotation, molecular function: cadherin binding; protein tyrosine phosphatase activity.